AUGGCGGCUAAUGAAACUAAAAUGAUAAUAAUUACAUCGAAUGAAGAUGUAAUUCGUCAAUUUUCUUUGAACAAAACACAUAAUAAUACACUUAUUAUUGAUUUGGAUAAUGAAAAACAAAUAAGUUCAAUAAGCAAGAAUAAUAGUAUUAAUUUAUCUGUACUUGCUCAAUUAUCUGAAUUAAAUUCAAGUAGUGAUCACGUAUAUAAACGAGUACUUAAUUCAUCUGAUAAUAAUCGAUCAAAACCAGUUAAAAUACCGCGAAGAUCAACGGAUUUAAUUUGUACAAUUUGUGGUGAUCGUGCUGUUGGAUUUAAUUAUGAUGCUCUUUCCUGUGCUUCAUGUAAAGCUUUUUUUCGUCGAAAUGCUCAUCAACCUCUGGAAAAAUUAUCAUGUUUAACAGGUAAAGGUCAAUGUACAAUAACAUAUACAAUGCGUCGUAAAUGUCCACGAUGUCGAUUAAAUCGAUGUUUUACUAUGGGAAUGAGAAAAGAUUUUAUUCUUAGUGAAGAAGAAAAAGAACGAAGAAAAAAACGUCUUGAAGAAAAUCGAAAAAUCUCAUCAAAUCAUUUAUCAAUAUCAGAAUCGGAAAAUUUCUUAUCUUCAAUAAAUAGUUUAUCGAAUUCCGAAUAUUCUUCACAAACAUUUGAUGAACUUGAUUAUUUAUUAAUGGAUACGGAUAAAUUUGAUGAUAAUAUUCUUAUUAAUGAAAAUAUUGAUUUAAAUCAAAUGAAAGAAUUCUCAUUGGAAAUGUUAACUCUUCAAGAUCAAUUAACAAUUGAACAUGUUCAAAAAUCAUUUAUAUCAUAUUUUCAAAAUGAAAAUUUGUUAUGUUUUCCAAUAGAUGUAAAAGAUCAUGGAGAUGCAAUUAUAUCUUGGUCUCAAUCAGCUAAUCAAAUAGCUUUACGUUUUAUUAGUUUUUUUCGUCAAAUAGAUGAAUUUGAAAGUUUAAAUGAUGAUGAUCGUUUUAUUCUUAUUAAAUAUAAUCUUCUUCCACUUUUUCCAAUAUUUAAAUGUUUUAUAUAUAAACCAAUGAAUUAUAUUUGUUCAAAAGAAGAUAAUGAUAAAUAUCAACAAUGGUUAAUUUCAUCUAAUCAAUCAAAUGAUAUUCGUCAUUCAUUUACUAAAUUAAUACUUUCACUUGUUGAAACAACUGAACAAGAUCCUGUUUUAUUAUCACUUUUAUUGCCAAUAUUGAUUUUUUCUCAUGGUUUAUCAAUGAAUGAAAAUGAACCACCAUUAAAAGAUUCCUUAGCUGUUAAUAGAGCUCAAAAUUAUUAUAUUCAAUUACUUUGGAAAUAUUGGAUUGAUAGAUGUGGUGAAAUCAAAGCUUGGAAACAUUUUUCUCAAUUACUUACAAUUAUUUUUCAAAUUCAAUCAGCAACAAAACAAUUUCGAGAUUUUCUUCAUUAUCAAUAUAUGACAUCAAAUACAAUCGAAAAACUUGCACCACUUAUGCAAACUGUUCUGCAUGUAUCUUAG
Molecule: messenger RNA, 1482 nt
Organism: Rotaria sordida
Lineage: Eukaryota; Metazoa; Rotifera; Eurotatoria; Philodinida; Philodinidae
Source: the annotation of a GenBank genome assembly